Schistosoma turkestanicum is the source of this 1056-nucleotide messenger RNA. The record is from the annotation of a GenBank genome assembly. NCBI's taxonomy places the organism in Eukaryota, Metazoa, Platyhelminthes, Trematoda, Strigeidida, Schistosomatidae.
AUGAAUACCUCUAAAGCACUAGAUAAGAAUCAUAAUCAUUUAUUACAAUUGAUUGUAUUCUACAUAGUGUUGUAUACAUCAAGAACCAUCAAUAAUUAUUCAUUGAUUUUUUAUAUACUUUGUUUUCUACUUUCCAUUCAAUUAGAUUCACAUCGUAUGAAUAAUAACAAUCUAUUCGGAUCAUGUGAAGAUCAAUUAGAAAAUCAAUAUCCUGCUGAUAUUCAAAAAUUUAUUUUCAAUGAAUUGUUGUCAUCACAAACUCCAACACCAUCAUCACUACUAACAAAUGGUAGUAGUAGUAGUAGUACAACUAUAAAUACUAACAAUCUACUUUGGGAAUAUUUUUUAAAUCGUUUACAAAAUUCAAAUAAUCCUUCGUCAUCAUCAUCUAAACCAUCUUCUUCAUUACAAAAUGGUAUUAUCCAUACUGACAAUUCAUAUCCAAUUGAUUUAAUCAAUUCACCAGAUUUAUCAAAUUUAUUCAAUUAUCAAUAUUCUUCUCAUAUGAAUAAUAUUGAUUUUAACAAAUUUUUACAAUAUACCACCACCAGUCAUUUAAUAAAAGUUAAAGAAGCGAAUGUGAAUUUGAAUUUUGAUCAUUCAACAAUGAAUAAUAAUUCUACUGAUUUAACAAAAACACUACCAAAUGGUCUUACAUUGUGCAAUGUAUUAUUAGAUAAAUUGAAAGAUGAUUUUACUACAUUGAACAAUGAUAGUACAAAUUUAAUAAGCACUCAUUCUAUAGAUCAUCAUUUAACAAAAUUAACACAAUCGGAUAAUUUACAAAAUUAUUGGAAAAAAUUUCAAUUAUUAUUAUUUAGUAAUAAUGAUUUAAAUGGUGUAAAUAAUCAUGAUGAUGACAAUCAUGAUGAGAGUAGUAGUACUACUACUAAUACUACUACUACUAAUAAUAAUAAUAUUAGUAGUAGUGAUAGUAACAAUAAUAAUAAUAGUAAUAAUAAUAUUACACAACAAAUGAUGCAAUAUUAUGCAUUGUGUGCAUUUGUUCAAGCUGCUACCCUACUAUCGACUUCAUCGAAUUCUACAUCAACAUAA